Solanum stenotomum is the source of this 375-nucleotide messenger RNA. RefSeq lists its product as uncharacterized. The transcript has a single exon. The record is from RefSeq and is a predicted model, not a curated record. The coding region runs from base 1 to 375 and encodes 124 amino acids. NCBI's taxonomy places the organism in Eukaryota, Viridiplantae, Streptophyta, Magnoliopsida, Solanales, Solanaceae.
AUGGAUAUCAAUGAAAAGUUGCAGCGUGCAGAUGGAACUGAGAAAGCAAGUCCUAAAUUAUUUAGAAGUUUAGUUAGUGGCUUGAAUUAUCUAAUGCACACUAGAUCUGACAUUGCCUUUUCUGUUAGUGUUUUGUCUAGAUUUUUGCAAAGUCCCACAAAGCAAUAUUUUGGUGUUGUGAAGCAAGUUCUUCGUUAUGUUGCUGGAACAACAGACUUUGGCAUCUGGUAUUCUAAAGCACCAAAUUCCAGAUUGGUUGGCUUUACUGACAGUGAUUAUGCAGGUUGCUUGGAUGACCGAAAAAACACUUCCGAAAGUUGUUUUAGCUUUGGUUCUGGAGUUGUGACAUGGAGUUCAAAGAAGCAGGAGACAUAG